AUGCGAGGAUGCACAAGUGCAGACUGCAUUAAUUGUGUCAUGGCGAAUCAGUGGGGAAACAACAAAUAUCAAUGUGCGCCUGAGACCUGUCGGGUCACAAUAUCGGAUGCACAUUGGCAAAUGCAACAAGAUGACCUUUUAUGCGUCCUUUCCGGACUUUUCUGCAGGCUCAAUGUUCGUGCAUAUUUUGCCUUUUCAUUCGGGACCCCCGCUCUUGUGCCUCUCAAACUCACUCAACCGGGGACUGCCGAUCUCAGUCAACUUUUCACAUUCCGUUUACAGUCCAUUAAAGAGCUGAGUAUUACUUUUGUCAUAUUUCUAACAGUACAGUCGUCACUAGCCUACUUUACAGCCAAUUUGUAG
Molecule: messenger RNA, 363 nt
Organism: Babesia bigemina
Lineage: Eukaryota; Apicomplexa; Aconoidasida; Piroplasmida; Babesiidae
Exons: 3
Coding region: 1-363 (120 amino acids)
Source: RefSeq, a predicted model, not a curated record